This is a messenger RNA of Hevea brasiliensis (rubber tree), 2800 nucleotides long. Its product is annotated as cell division cycle protein 48 homolog. Gene Ontology annotation, molecular function: ATP hydrolysis activity; polyubiquitin modification-dependent protein binding; ATP binding. The record is from RefSeq and is a predicted model, not a curated record. The coding region runs from base 1 to 2550 and encodes 849 amino acids. NCBI's taxonomy places the organism in Eukaryota, Viridiplantae, Streptophyta, Magnoliopsida, Malpighiales, Euphorbiaceae. Gene Ontology annotation, cellular component: VCP-NPL4-UFD1 AAA ATPase complex; nucleus; cytosol. Gene Ontology annotation, biological process: retrograde protein transport, ER to cytosol; autophagosome maturation; mitotic spindle disassembly. The transcript has 9 exons.
AUGAACUUUUUUUCUUUCAAAACAAGGAAAGGAGCUUACUGCUUACCCUCUCCUAUAAAUACCCGUUCAGAUCCCAAUUUGUUUAUUUCACCCAAAUUUGCAUUUCUGUUUAGCUUUCUUUAUCUCUCGACCAUGUCUAACCAAGCCGAAUCCUCUGACUCUAAGGGAACAAAGAGGGAUUUUAGUACUGCGAUUUUGGAGCGCAAGAAGGCUCCGAACCGGCUCGUUGUUGAUGAGGCUACCAAUGAUGAUAACUCGGUUGUCUCUCUCCACCCCGAUACCAUGGAGAAGCUCCAGCUCUUUCGGGGUGACACGAUCUUAAUUAAGGGUAAGAAAAGGAAAGAUACAAUCUGCAUUGCGCUUGCUGAUGACACAUGUGAUGAGCCAAAGAUCAGGAUGAACAAGGUUGUGAGGUCGAACCUGAGGGUUAGGCUUGGAGAUGUCGUCUCUGUGCACCAAUGUCCUGAUGUCAAAUAUGGAAAGCGUGUUCACAUACUGCCUAUAGAUGACACAAUUGAAGGGGUCACUGGAAAUCUCUUUGAUGCAUACUUGAAGCCUUAUUUCCUGGAGGCAUAUCGCCCAGUCAGGAAGGGUGAUCUCUUCCUUGUGAGGGGGGGAAUGAGAAGCGUGGAGUUCAAGGUUAUUGAGACUGACCCUGCAGAGUACUGUGUGGUUGCCCCAGACACUGAGAUUUUCUGUGAGGGAGAGCCUGUGAGGAGGGAAGAUGAAAAUAGAUUGGAUGAAGUUGGCUAUGAUGAUGUUGGUGGUGUUAGAAAACAGAUGGCUCAGAUUCGGGAGUUGGUGGAGCUUCCACUGAGACAUCCACAGCUAUUCAAAUCAAUUGGUGUGAAGCCGCCAAAAGGAAUUCUACUUUAUGGACCUCCUGGUUCUGGGAAGACUCUAAUUGCCCGGGCCGUUGCCAAUGAAACUGGUGCUUUUUUCUUCUGUAUUAAUGGACCUGAGAUCAUGUCCAAAUUGGCUGGGGAAAGUGAAAGCAAUCUCAGAAAAGCUUUUGAGGAAGCAGAGAAGAAUGCACCAUCCAUUAUUUUUAUUGAUGAGAUUGAUUCAAUUGCUCCUAAGCGGGAGAAGACGCAUGGUGAAGUUGAGAGGAGGAUAGUCUCCCAGCUCUUGACACUUAUGGAUGGACUUAAAUCCCGUGCUCAUGUUAUUGUCAUUGGGGCCACAAAUCGUCCCAACAGCAUAGACCCAGCUUUGAGAAGGUUUGGUAGAUUUGAUAGGGAAAUUGAUAUUGGUGUUCCAGAUGAAGUUGGGCGUCUUGAGGUUCUUCGAAUCCAUACAAAGAAUAUGAAGCUUGCUGAAGAUGUUGAUUUAGAAAGAAUUGCCAAAGACACACAUGGUUAUGUUGGUGCUGAUUUAGCUGCUCUUUGCACUGAGGCUGCACUUCAGUGCAUCAGGGAGAAGAUGGAUGUGAUAGACUUGGAAGAUGAGUCGAUAGAUGCUGAGAUACUUAACUCUAUGGCAGUUACUAAUGAACACUUCCAAACUGCACUUGGAACAAGCAACCCAUCUGCUUUGCGUGAAACAGUUGUUGAAGUGCCUAAUGUGAGCUGGGAAGAUAUUGGAGGUCUUGAGAAUGUUAAGCGAGAGCUUCAGGAGACUGUUCAAUAUCCAGUGGAGCAUCCUGAGAAAUUUGAGAAGUUUGGAAUGUCACCCUCUAAGGGGGUUCUUUUCUAUGGCCCUCCUGGAUGUGGGAAAACUCUUCUGGCUAAAGCUAUUGCAAAUGAAUGCCAGGCAAAUUUCAUCAGUGUCAAGGGUCCUGAGUUGCUUACAAUGUGGUUUGGUGAGAGUGAAGCCAAUGUGAGAGAAAUUUUUGAUAAGGCUCGCCAAUCUGCUCCUUGUGUCCUCUUUUUUGACGAACUUGACUCAAUUGCUACUCAGAGAGGAAGCAGUGUAGGAGAUGCGGGGGGUGCUGCUGAUAGGGUUUUGAACCAACUUCUGACAGAGAUGGAUGGCAUGUCUGCAAAGAAAACUGUUUUUAUAAUUGGAGCCACUAAUAGACCUGACAUCAUUGAUCCUGCACUUUUGCGCCCUGGCCGUCUUGAUCAGUUGAUUUACAUCCCUCUUCCUGAUGAGGAUUCUCGUCAUCAAAUUUUCAAGGCUUGCUUGAGGAAAUCACCAGUUUCCAAAGAUGUUGAUCUGAGAGCACUUGCCAAGUAUACUCAGGGCUUUAGUGGUGCUGAUAUUACUGAGAUUUGCCAGCGUGCUUGCAAAUAUGCUAUUAGAGAGAACAUUGAAAAGGAUAUUGAGAGGGAAAGGAGGCGUAGAGAGAACCCAGAAGCAAUGGAGGAAGAUGUUGAGGAUGAUGUGGCAGAGAUCAAGGCAGCACAUUUUGAGGAGUCAAUGAAGUAUGCCCGUAGGAGUGUGAGCGAUGCUGAUAUUCGCAAAUACCAGGCAUUUGCUCAAACUUUGCAACAAUCAAGAGGCUUUGGAACUGAAUUCAGGUUUUCUGAAGCUAGUGGUGCAGCUACUGGAACUGAUCCUUUUGUAGCUUCUGCUGGCGGGGCUGAUGAUGAUGACCUUUACAAUUAAAUUGUUAUUUUCAAGUGUGCAUGUGUCGUUUAUGCUGGCCCAAUAUGUGUAUCUGUUUACUUCCAUAUAUGUUGUAGUUUUAAGAAUCCAUGGGUUAUUUUAUUUGUCCAAGUCAAGCCUUGGUUUUCGGCCAGUAGAAGACCAUGGCUACUGGUCCAAGUUGAUAGAAUAGAUAAUGCCACUUUAUUGGUUAUAACGGAUGAAUUUUGAAUCCAGAAACGUACCAAACUUUUAGAUUGGUAACAUAUAA